Molecule: messenger RNA, 2308 nt
Organism: Dermacentor andersoni
Lineage: Eukaryota; Metazoa; Arthropoda; Arachnida; Ixodida; Ixodidae
Molecular function (GO): phosphatase activity
Source: RefSeq, a predicted model, not a curated record
UCGGCGAAGCCUCGUCCUACGUAAAGAAGACCAAGAAGAGGGCAGUCGGAACUGGGACCAUGGGGACAACCUUCAAGCCAGUGACACACGUCCUUUUCGACCUGGACGGCGUAAUUUUAGACGCAGACCGACUGUACACAGCGGCUGCGGAAGCGGUGGCCGAGCGCCACGGCAAGAAGUACACGUGGGAGCUGAAGAUGCGAGUGAUGGGAAUACCGGACAUCGACGCGGCCCGCGUUGUCAUUGACACCCUGAAGCUGCCGCUCAGCGUGGAUCAGUACCUGGCGGAGCUGGACCGCUUCUAUAUGGCUGCGUUGCCCAAAGCACAGCUCAUGCCCGGGGCCGAGCGAUUAGUGCGACACUUGGAGGGGCACGGCAUUCCAAUAGCACUGACCUCCAGCUCCAAGCCGGUCUCAUUCGGCAUGAAGAUGACGUGCCACGGCAGUCUUCUGUCGCUGUUCCAUCACGUGUUCGUUUCGGGUGGGGACCCCGAGGUCAGCCGUGGCAAGCCACACCCGGACAUCUUCCGCCUUGCAGCAUCCAAGUUCGCGGAAGAUCCAGCACCCGGCAAGGUUCUGGUGUUCGAGGACACGCCAGCAGGUGUGACGGCAGCCCUGGAAGCCGGCAUGCAGGUUGUGAUGGUUCCGGACGCUCGCAUGGACCAAGAGAACCGGAGUCGGGCAACCCUGUGUAUCGACUCGCUGCUGGACUUCAAGCCCGAGCUGUUCGGACUGCCACCCUUCGAGGAAGUGCCGAAGAGGAAGCUGAGCCGUUCGGGAAGCACCUUUGGGCUGAAGACGACAACGUCCACGACAUCUACGUUCAAGCCAGUGUCCCAUGUAAUUUUCGACUUGGACGGGCUCCUUUUAGACACGGAGAAGUUGUACACGGGGGCUGCAGAGACCGUGGCCUCGCGGUACGGCAAAAAAUUUACCUGGGGCCUGAAGAAGCGGGUGAUGGGUAUGCCUGAUGACGAUGCGGCGCGCACGAUUGUCGAGGGGCUCGGCCUGCCCCUGACGCCCGACGAAUACAUGGCGGCUGUAGACAAGAUAUACAAAGAGACCUUCCCCAACGCGCACCUCAUGCCAGGUGCUGACAGACUUGUGCGCCACCUCUACGCGCACGGCAUCCCCAUGGCCAUCGCGACCAGCUCCAAGCCGGCCACAUUCGACCUGAAAAUGAUGCGGCACCGCGAAUUCCUGGCCCUCUUCCACCAUGUGGUCUGCUCGGGCGGGGACCCGGAAGUUGAGCGGGGCAAGCCGCAUCCAGACAUAUUCCUUGUCACCGCUUCCAAAUUCGACAAAAAGCCAGCGUCGCAAAAGGUCCUCGUGUUCGAGGACUCCACCAUGGGUGUCACGGCUGCCCUCGCUGCCGGCAUGCAGGUCGUCAUGGUACCUGACUCUCGCAUGGAUGAAGACAGCAAGCGUCGGGCAACCACUUGCAUCAACACGUUGAUGGACUUCAAGCCCGAGCUCUUCGGACUUCCGCCAUUUGAGGACGGCCCCAGUGCAGGUCCAAGCCAUUCGGAAAUCAAGCAAGCUCAAAAAUUUGCCACGAAUCGGAAGGUCUCGGUGACGUCCUUCAAGCCAGUGUCUCACGUGAUUUUCAAUGUGGACGGCCUGCUUUUAGACACCGAAAAGCUGUACACCGGAGCUGCGGAGAAAGUGGCCUCCCAAUAUGGCAAGAAGUUGACGUCGGAGCUUAAACGGUGGGUGCUGGGCACGCCAGACACCGACACGGCGCGCAGGAUCGUCGAGAAGCUCGGUCUCCCGAUCACUCCAGACGGCUUCAUGGAAGCGAUGGAACCAAUAUGCCAGAAGGUUCUCCCCACCGCCGAACUCAUGCCCGGUGCUGACCGCAUCGUGCGCCACCUGCACGCUAACGGCAUCCCCAUGGCCGUCACGACCACCUCGAAACGCCCUUCAUUUGACCUCAAGAUGACCCGGCAUCAAGAUCUUCUGACACUCUUUCACCACGUGGUCUGCUCGGGCGGAGAACCGGAUGUAAAUCGGGGCAAGCCACAACCAGACAUAUUCCUCGUUACCGCGUCCAGGUUCGAUAAGAAGGCACUUCCCGAAAAGGUGCUGGUGUUUGAAAACUCUCCCAUGGGUGUUGAAGCUGCCUUAGCCGCCGGCAUGCAAGUUGUCAUGGUUUCAGCACCUCGUGUCGACGAAGAGAACCCGCGCCAAGCCACCGUGCACCUCACCUCGCUACUGGAAUUCAAGCCAGAGCUCUUUGGUCUCCCUUCUUUUCCCGAUUCUCCGAAAAAGAAGUGAAGCACUGGAAUAAAGAUUCGCAGUCGAAGAAA